This is a messenger RNA of Bemisia tabaci, 2129 nucleotides long. Its product is annotated as lipase 3. Gene Ontology annotation, molecular function: hydrolase activity, acting on ester bonds. Lineage: Eukaryota; Metazoa; Arthropoda; Insecta; Hemiptera; Aleyrodidae. The record is from RefSeq and is a predicted model, not a curated record.
UCUUGGAGCCAAGUCAGAGCAGAAUUUUUGAGAGAGACUGCGGAGUAUUCGCUUUUCAUCCUCUUUUCCAACUCUAUGUUUGUCUUUAGAAGUUUUGAUGUUCCUUCAGUGUUUCAAUAUUCCUCUGACGGCUCGUUCCUGUAAGAAGGUCAAGGAUCGCAAUUUCUUCCUCAUAUUGAUCCUAAUUUUUUACAUCUUGGGCUGUUGUGAGAGCCCCCCUCCCCCCCCCCUCAAAAAAAAAAUAGUUCCGACUGAACAAGUAUCGGAGUUUAGUGUUGUUUUAAAAUUUGCCCAUCGUGAUAAAUAAAAAAAUAUGCUAAGUAAAUACUUUUUACGUGACAUUUAAAGACAUGGAAUGGCAAUCUCAGUUAAUCAUAGUUCUGAAGUUUUUAGUUGUAUGUUUAUUUGUCCGACAUGUUGGAGCAAAGGGUUUCAAAAAUCCAGAGACAGGCACCGCCUGGAAAAUCGUGAAAUCAACACCAGAGCCGAACUUUGAACCGUACCUCCUAUCAACAAGUCAGCUGAUACGAGAAGAAGGAUUUUUGGUUGAGGAGCAUGCUGCCCAAACUGAGGAUGGAUACAUUCUUGGGCUUCAUCGAAUCGUCAAUCCUGCCGCUAAAAACAGCUCCAGGCCCCCCGUGCUCAUAAUGCACGGAUUCUUGAUUGCUUCAGACAACUGGCUCAUACAAGGAAGGGACCACGACUUACCUUACCUAAUGGCAGAUGCAGGCUUCGAUGUUUGGUUGGGCGAUUUCCGUGGGAACUGUUACUCAAGAAGACAUGAAACACUUUCUCCAAAUGAUGACCUGUUCUGGGACUUUGGGCCUCACGAAUGGGGCUACUACGAUCUGCCCGCAAUGAUUGAAUACAUAAGGCACGAAACGAAGAAGCAACAAAUUACUUACGUCGGCUACUCAAUUGGAGGCGGAGCUUUCUACCUGAUGUGUUCAACACGCCCUUAUUACAACAACUACAUCACCAGUGCCAUCAUGUUGGCACCAUUUGUGUACGGGCCUCGAGAAAAAAAGAUACGGAAUAAUUUACUCAAUUUUGCAAAACAUGCAAUCAAAGGACAUAAACAGCACGAGAGGUUUGAAGUAUUUAAGAGAACUCCCAUUCAUUUGAAGGCUGUGCAGAGGUUGACACGUAUCGAUGCUCCAAGUUUCAAAAUAAUGUUUCUCUUAUUCAUGGAUUUUUUCGGCGAUGAUAUCGAUCAACUUGAUAUGCUAAAAUUCAAGCAGAUUGCCAGCGCUUUCGGUGCUGGAACAUCGUUGAAGGCAAUGGAGCACAUGGUCCAGUUAUAUGAGAGCAGAGAAUUCCGCAAAUUUGAUUUCGGACGAACACGAAAUAAAAAGUAUUACGGUACAAUAGAGCCUCCUCAGUAUAACCUAACAAAAGUCACUGUGCCGAGCUGUAUUUACUAUGGUGCAAAUGAUUAUUUCGUUGACUUUGAGAGUAUAGAACGGCUGAGCAAGAUACUGCCUAACGUUGUGAAGAAGAAAAUGGUGCCUCACAAGAAGUUUAAUCACCUUGACUUUCUGGUUGCAACUGAUGCAAAGGCUCUCCUGUAUGAUGAUGUCAUUUCUGAUGCAUUCCGCAUUAUUAAUUCAGAGUAAAAUAAUUCGCAUGUACUUUCGACGGAAAAAUAACGAAUGUGUGGAAUGUUUCAUCAUUAGACCCUCAUGUACUUUCUAAUAAAUGAUGAAUUUAAACAAAAGGGUGGUAGAAGAUGAUCUACGCCACCCUCCAAAUUCUAAGGGAAAUUUCUAUCCUAAUCCUGAGGGAUUUUGCGUGAAUAACUGUUAAAAUUUAAAAAUUACAUGAAAUACUGCUUUUGAAUUUAAUAAAUUCGAUUCAAAUGAACCGAAGAAAAUAUAAAUGCAUGUAUAAAAUGUAUGAUUUCUUCCUUCACUUUUUCUGGCAAAGUAUGUUCCAAGAAGUAAGAGAGCCACGAAUGAGAUUGGAUCAUACGUAUAAUUUUACUCCAUGGAAUAAAUCUUAUUGACUUUUACACAAGCAACAUACACAUCCGGAGGUUGUACUUAAUUUAAAUCAUGUCCCUGUGUCGCAAGUGUUUCUUGUUAUUGCCGGUAAAUUUUUUAAAUACACUGUUGGAUAUAAUUUCCGUA